AUGGCUUCAGCUAAAGAGGAGAAAAACAUAGUGUUGUAUCACUACUCCACCUCGCCAUACGCGCGAAGAAUCGGAUGGUACUUGGCUCUCAGAGGCAUCCCCUACGUGCAAUGCAUACAACCUCCGGUGAUGCCCCGGCCCGACGUCGCCAAGCUCGGCGUCGUGCACCGGCGCAUCCCGAUCCUCUCCAUCGGCCGCGACGUCUACCUCGACACGCGCCUGAUGCUCCGCAAGCUCGAGUCCAUCUACCCCUCGCGUCCGCGCCUGGGCGCCUCGGGGCCCGACCAAGCCGCGCUCGAGCGCCUCCUCGAGGUCCUCGCCAUCGACGGCGGCGUCUUCCGCGUCGCCAUGAACGUGCUCCCCACCGACCUGCCCAUGUUGAAGGACCCGGCCUGGUUCAAGGACCGCAGCGGCUACGCGGGGGCGCCGCUCUCGGCGGAGGUGCUGCAGCGCAACAAGCCGCAGGCCGUCAACGAGAUUCGCCGCAACAUGGAGUUGCUCGAGAAGACCUUGCUGGCCGACGGGCGCGACUGGGUGCUUAAAACGGACGGCCCGGGGCUGGCGGAUAUUGAAGCUGUUUGGUUGCUGCAUUGGCUCACGGGCAUUCCAAAGGCCCUCCCGGAGGAUCACAUCUCGGCGGAAAAGUUCCCCAAGGUGUACGCGUGGAUUGCGCGGUUCCAGAAAGCCGUAUCAGCUGCGAAGAAGGCGGCGCCGAAAGUUGAGACGGUGUCCGGGGACAAGGCGGCGGAUACCAUCGUCUCAUCGCCGUACAAUGAGCCCGAAGGACAAGUUGACCCGAAUGACGCGCUCGUGAUUGCCGAGGGCCUCAAGGCGGGGGACGCUGUGAUCGUCUGGCCUACCGACACGGGUGCCACGUACAAGGAUUCGGGCAAGCUGGUGAGCGUCAAUGGCGACGAGGUUGUGAUUCAAGUCAAUGGAGAGAAGGGCUCGGUAAGAGUUCACGCUCCGAGACAUGGCUUCCGGGUGGAGAAGCUGGACAGGUUCAAGGAACGUAAAAGCCCCACCAAGUUGUAA
Messenger RNA from Colletotrichum karsti, 1035 nucleotides. Its product is annotated as glutathione s-transferase. The transcript has 2 exons. The record is from RefSeq and is a predicted model, not a curated record. Lineage: Eukaryota; Fungi; Ascomycota; Sordariomycetes; Glomerellales; Glomerellaceae. Bases 1 to 1035 code for a protein of 344 amino acids.